AUGUGGCAUGUGUGCUGCCCAAACCCAGACCCAGAAUCGGAUCAUGUCCUCCUCUGUCGCUCUCUUAGACGCCAAGCUAAGCGUGCUAAAGAACUGAAAUUGAGGUCUUCUGGGGCAAAGAAAUCAUUGAAGGAGGAGGCAUUAGAUAACUUGAAAGUAUUGGGAUCAGCUUCAGUUGAAGCUAAGUCCCCACCUUCACCUGCCCAGGCAUUGUUGGGUGGAUUAACAGCUGGUGUUAUUUCCCUCAUUCUUUAUGAGUACACCACAAUUAUUGAGGCAGCUCUCAAUCACCAGACAAUUUCAGAUAAUAUCUCGGUGUGGCAGAUAACAAUAACCAUAAGGACAAUCAUAAAUGGAUUGUGCUACCUUUUGACAUUUGUUUUCAGCAUCAACUCUAUUGGUGUACUCCUUUGUAGCCUCCAGCUUACCAUUAAUUCCUUCACAGAAGAUUCUGGUGGCAAAGAUACUGAGAAUAAAGGUGAACAUAUAUCAGGCUCUCUGAAUUCGACAGCUGAGAGUCCCACAGAAUUAAAUAGCAGCAAGGAGAAUCAAAGUUCAGUUGUUAGCAUAUAAUUGUAGAAAAUGGGUUGGUUUAUAGCA
This is a messenger RNA of Mangifera indica (mango), 600 nucleotides long. RefSeq lists its product as uncharacterized. Lineage: Eukaryota; Viridiplantae; Streptophyta; Magnoliopsida; Sapindales; Anacardiaceae. Gene Ontology annotation, cellular component: chloroplast thylakoid membrane. The coding region runs from base 1 to 573 and encodes 190 amino acids. The record is from RefSeq and is a predicted model, not a curated record. The transcript is spliced from 6 exons.